This is a messenger RNA of Rubroshorea leprosula, 391 nucleotides long. Lineage: Eukaryota; Viridiplantae; Streptophyta; Magnoliopsida; Malvales; Dipterocarpaceae. The record is from the annotation of a GenBank genome assembly.
CGUUUCAGAACCUUGUUUCGGCAGGAAAGGUAUUAAACCCUUCAAGAAAAUGGCGAUUAGGGAUUGGUCCUUCCUGGGUUGGGGGGGAAAUGGCGGGAGCGCUGCCGCCGCCGCCGUCGCCAUGCGUCUUCUGUCAGAUUGCUGGCAAAUCGAGCUCCACUCCUCUUCUUCACUCUGAUGACAAGGUCAUCGCAUUUCAAGACAUCAAGCCUGCAGCUUUCAGGCAUUACUUAGUGAUUCCUGUAGAGCACAUUCCAACUGUGAAGGAUCUUAGGAGGAGAAGUGAAGACUACUCUUUGGUACUUCAUAUGUUAAAUGUGGGGCAAACACUUCUACGCAAAGAUGCACCUGAGGCAGAGCAGUUCAGGUAUCGUUUCUAAUCUAGUUCAUG